UUUUGUUUGGUUAUAUUGUCUCAGUCGAAUAUUGUAUUUUGUGUGCUCGAAAUGAGCGCUACAGUUAUUAAACACGAACCAUGUGAUGUUUUUGAAUUACCAAACAAUGUAGAAUGUGGUUUAAGUUUUGCCGAAGUCAAAUGUGAAGGCUACAACAGUAAUUUAAAAGUUCAACAAACAACAUUCUCAGGACGCGAUGCAAAUAAUGAACUGAAAGCUGAGUCUAGUUAUACUGAUAUUGAAAAUCUAGAUGUAAUUGAACCAAAAAUUGAAGAAGUUGAAGAUCACUGCUUAGACUUGUCCAUAGGUAUUAGUGAAAUUAUUAGUAUCAAGAAAGAAAAGAAUACCUAUACAUUUUUAAAUAAACAAAGUAAUGAUGCUAAAUUUAAAAAGAGGAAAGUUAGAAAACAAUUCCAUUGUCCUGUUUGUAAUAAAGAUUUUCCAUCUGCGAUCAAAAAGAAUGAACAUGUAAAUUCACAUUUUGGCAAGAAUGUUGUUGCUUGCCAAUUUUGUGGAGAAUGUUUCACAAACAAAGAGGAUUUUUUACUGCAUUGGAUCCAAUAUAAAACAAAAAAUAGUAUAAUACUAGUUAAAAAUCGGCAAACUCUAAUAAGAAAACCAUUUCAAUGUGGAAUAUGUUUGAAACAAUAUGUUCAUAAACAAUCACUAAGUAGACAUGAAGUUAUACAUAAAUUAGAACUUCCACAUCAAUGUACAGAAUGUUUUAAAGGUUUUCCAACUAAAGGUCGGCUUGAAAUACAUACGGUCGUACAUAAAGGAGAGAAACGGUACAUUUGUGAAAUUUGUUUGAGAGGAUUCAGUUUCAAACAUCAUUUGAAAUGUCACAUGCUUUCCCAUACAGGUGAAAAACCUCACAAAUGCGAAAUUUGUUUCAAGCAAUUUUCCAUUAAAUCCACUCUGAAGAGACACAUGCUUUGCCACACAGGAGAGAAACCUUACAAAUGCUUAAUAUGUUCAAACGAAUUCGCACAAAAAGCACAUUUAAAUAGCCACAUGAGAUGUCAUACUGGAGAAAAACCCUAUAAAUGUGAAAUUUGCUUCAAAUCAUUCAGAUUCGCACAAACAUUAAAAGGUCACAUGCGUACUCAUACUGGCGAAAAACCCUACGAAUGUAGCGUUUGCUUGAAGAAAUUUGCAUUAAAUAGAGAUCUACAACGACAUUUGUUGUGUCACACAGGAGAAAAACCCUAUAAAUGUGACGUUUGUCCUGCGAAAUUCGCACAAAGAGUAAAUUUGAAACACCACAAACUAUCCCAUACCGGGGAAAAACGAUUUGUAUGCACUAUUUGUUCCAGACGGUUUGCUACAAAAAGAAGUUUAGAUAAUCACGCUCGCGGUCAUACCGGAGAAAGACCGUUCAAAUGCGAAAUCUGUUUGGAAAAUUUCAAGACUAAAGCGACUUUAGAUCGUCACAUACGUUCCCAUAUGCAAGAUAAACCGCACAAGUGCGAAUUUUGUUUAAAACGAUUUGUGCAAAUUAAACAUUUACAAAAUCACAUGUCGUGUCACAAUAAAAAUAAACCGUUCGAGUGCGGUACUUGUACAAAACGAUUCAAACAAAAAGGGCAGUUAGAAGAUCAUCUAAGGUCUCAUACAGGUGAAAAACCGUUUUCUUGUUUUACUUGUUUGAGACAGUAUACUUGGAAGAAGAAUUUGAGAUAUCAUUUACGUACCAAUCCAGGGCAUUGAAAUUUUCCUACAUAUACAGGGUUUAUCAAAAUAUUCGAUAUUUCUUAUGCUGAGGUGUAUUGCUCGCAAUAAAAUGAUUUCGAAAUUACCAUAUAGGCAACGACGUUUUUUUAUUAUUUGUUGUCUCCCUAUGGAAGCCAGUCUUCUUUAAUUACGAGAGUUGUAUGAGAAGUUUCUGACUUUUACUUGGAGAUGAAUGUAUGGUAGCUAAAUUCGUGGUGAUAUACGCGCAUUCAAGAUGAUCAAAAAUUAGCGAUAUCAUCGAAAAAGUUCACCAAAUGGUGCUGGAUAAUCAUUGUAUUAAGUUUAGAGAGAUAAAAGAGACUAUUGGUAUAUAUACUGGAAAAUUAUGUUUACGCAAGCAAUCAGUCGAGUUUUUUUCGUCGAUUUAAGACUGUAUAUGAAAUAUGGAUCCACCGCUAUACUUUUGAAACGAAAAAACAAUCAAAACAUACGAUUGCAAAGAUUGAACUUUCUCAGAAAAAGGCUAAAACGUUUCCAUUGGUCGGAAAAGUGAGGCGACUGAUUUUUGGAAUAGUCAUUGUUUGAUUAGGCAUUCACUGUAUUCGCCCGAUCUGAUUCACAGAAAUUUUCAUCAGACGAAGUCGCUAUCUUCUACGUGAACGUCUAUUUUGAGUAGAAGAGAAGCGAAAGAUUGCGUUACUAAGUGUAUAGACUUUUAUUUUGAAAAAAAUUGCUUCCGAAACUUUUUAUAAAACUCUCGUAAUAUAGGUUUCUCGAAAUGUGUUGAUAUACUAGAUUGUGUUGUUGAUAUUGAAUUCGUUUUGGUGCAGGUAUCGCUAUACAAGUGUUGAAGGAAAAACAAAUUACUGGAUCGAAAUUUUACUUUAUUCAGGGGUUUUUUCGAUUAUUUUAAUUCGGGAGUUACUUCUAACAAAUAAACCGCUACAGAUAUUAUAAAAUAGUAUUUUUAGAAAAUAUUAUAAACUUGUCAUUUUGUUAAUAUCGUAAAUACUCACAGCAGUGUUGCCAAGUCUCAAAGUAACUAUGAAAUGAAAAGUUUGUUUAAAAUUUGAUACAUCGCGUAUAGUAUGAGAAAAAAUGUUUUUUUCUUAUAUUUAUAUCAUUGUAAAUAGAUCGAAAUACAAUUUUAGAUUAAAAAAAAACGUUCUUAACCUAAUUUAUACUCUUAUUUAUGUUGUUUUCAUCGAAAUUAAUUUCAGAUAAUAAUUCAACUCAUUUCAAUAUUUUAUUAUGUUUUUUUUCAAUCCAUAUCACCAAAUAACGUAUCUAAUUAACGAAAUACGAAUUUUAUUUAUCUUUUUUAUCAUUAAUAUUCGUUACAGUCAUUCUCUUGAUAAAAUAUUUUAAUAAAUUAUUUAUUAAUAAAAUAAACGUUGAAAUUAUAAUAAAUAUAAGUAAAAAUACAUCUAAUUGAUACAAUUGGUACCAUUUGAGAUCCAUUGCGGGCGAUCUUAAAUGGAAAGCGCCUCUAUGACGAACGACGUAUUCGCACCAAAAGACUGCCUCAUCCAAUGCUUUCGUAGGCUGGUCUCGCAUUAUAGCUGAACGUUGUUUAGCUACGUCUCUAUAUCUAAAAA
Messenger RNA from Diorhabda carinulata, 3272 nucleotides. RefSeq names its product gastrula zinc finger protein XlCGF57.1-like. The coding region runs from base 52 to 1710 and encodes 552 amino acids. Lineage: Eukaryota; Metazoa; Arthropoda; Insecta; Coleoptera; Chrysomelidae. Gene Ontology annotation, molecular function: RNA polymerase II cis-regulatory region sequence-specific DNA binding; DNA-binding transcription factor activity. The record is from RefSeq and is a predicted model, not a curated record. Gene Ontology annotation, biological process: regulation of transcription by RNA polymerase II. The transcript is spliced from 2 exons.